Molecule: messenger RNA, 8048 nt
Organism: Cuculus canorus (common cuckoo)
Lineage: Eukaryota; Metazoa; Chordata; Aves; Cuculiformes; Cuculidae
Gene: DONSON
Product: DNA replication fork stabilization factor DONSON
Exons: 10
Coding region: 818-2431 (537 amino acids)
Biological process (GO): nuclear DNA replication
Cellular component (GO): nucleus
Source: RefSeq, a predicted model, not a curated record
CAACAAGCCUGUGCAGUUCUGCAGGCUGGGGGAAGAGUGGCUGGGAAGCUGCCGGGCAGAGAAGGAGCUGGGGGUGUUGGUGACAGCAGCUGAGCAUGAGCCAGCAGUGGCCCAGAUGGCCAAGGGGGCCAGUGGCAUCCUGGCUUGGGUCAGAAACAGCGUGGCCAGCAGGACCAGGGUGGGGAUGGUGCCCCUGUGCUCAGCGCUGGUGACACUGCACCUGGAAUACUGUGUUCUGCUCUGGGCCCCUCGCUACAAGAAGAAUGUUGAGGCUCUGGAGCACGUCCAGAGAAGAGCAAUGAAGCUGGUGAGGGGGCUGGAGAACAAGUCUAACGAGGAGCAGCUGAGGGAACUGGAGUUGUUUAGCCUUGAGAAAGAGGGGGCUGAGGGGAGACCUCAUUGCUCUCUACAACUACCUGAAAGGAGGUUGCGGAGAGGAGGGAGCUGGCCUCUCUUCCCAAGUGACAGGGGAGGGGACAAGGGGGAAUGGCCUCAAGCAGCGCCAGGGGAGGUUCAGACUGGAUAUUGGGGAAAAAUUUCUUUCCCAGGCGGGUUCUCGGGCACUGGCAGAGGCUGCCCAGGAAGGCGGCAGGGUCCCCGUCCACGGAGGUGUUUAGAGACGGGGAGGUGAGGUGCUCGGGGUGGUUUAGGAGAGGACAGGUGGGUUGGACCCGCUGUUCUCCAAGAUCCACGCGGUUCGGCGCCCCGCCCGGCUCCGUCUCUGCGCCGGUCGCGGUGUGAGGCCGGGCGGGAGGUACAGCCCCGGGGUGGAGCCGCCGCUUUCGCGCGCAGUCGGGUCUGCGGCCCCCGCGCCGCCAUGGCCGCGCCAGCCCUGCCCGGCUACUCGCCCGGCUUCAAGAAGCCGCCGGCCCUGCUGCGGCUCAAACGCAAGCGGCUGCGGAGCGCAGAGACACCCCUGGCCGCCCCCGGCCCCGCCGCCCCCCGGCGCCGCCCCGCCGCCCCGAGGAACCCCUUCUGCUGCGGGGAGCCCGCCCGCCCCCAGCUUUUAGAGUCUGUUUGUGAAGAUAAGCUCACCACGAAAGCAGAGCCCUUUGAAAGAACCGACAUCCUUCCUCUAAUCGAUGACUUUCAUUUACCUCUUGCCGUACCCGAAGUUCCCUCCUCACCAAGACACGAAUUUCCUGCAGACUGGAGUAUUAAAACACGACUUCUAUUUAUGUCUUCCCAACCAUUUACCUGGGCAGAGCAUUUAAAAGCACAAGAAGAAGCUCAAGGAUUUACACAGCAUUGCAGAGCUACAGAAACAAACUUGCCACAGAGUGUACAGGAACCAAAACUGUCCACAGAACUGCGUUGUGCCUUUCAGCAGAGCCUUGUUUACUGGCUUCACCCGUCACUGCCGUGGCUGCAGCUGUUCCCUCGGAUUGGAGCAGAUAGAAAACUAGCAGGAAAGGCUAGUCCUUGGUCACAGGAUGAAGCUUUGCAGCAAGUGCUGAUGAGCGACUGGUCUGUCAGCUUUACUUCUCUGUACAAUCUGCUCAAAGCCAAACUGUGUCCUUACUUCUAUGUAUGUACCUACCAGUUUACCGUCCUGUUCCGUGCAGCUGGUCUUGCAGGAAGUGACGUUCUCACAGCUGUCAUUUCUCCCACUACUAGAGGUCUAAGGGAAGCCAUGAGAAAUGAAGGCAUAGAGUUUUCUUUACCUUUGCUAGAAGAAAGUAGAACCAGGAAACAAAAAAACUCUGAAAUGAAUUUAGAAAUGGAAGCUGCUGAUGGCCUUGAAGUGGGCAACACUACGGAAGAUGGACAGGAACCAGCUCCAAGUGAUGAUGAUGAUGAUGAUGAAAGUUUCUCUUGGCUUGAGGAGAUGGGAGUCCAAGACAAGGUUAAGAAACCAGAUGCUAUUUCUAUUAAACUUCGUAAGGAGAAGCAUGAGGUGCAGAUGGAUCACAAACCCGAAUCCCUUGCAUUAGUGAAAGGAACAAACACAUUCACCUUGCUGAACUUCUUGAUAAACUGCAAGAGCCUAGUGGCUGUUGCAGGUGCACAAGCAGGGCUCCCACCAACUUUGCUGUCCCCCGUUGCUUUCCGAGGUGGGACAAUGCAGACGCUCAAAGCACGAAGUAUAAAUGCCAAAGCCAGGGUUCACCUGGCAUAUGAGGAUAUAUUCAGUCUGGAGAUCAUAGGCCCUGUCAUGCCUCAUUCUCUGCAUGCGCUGACGAUGCUGCUCAGAUCCGCACAGAGGGGUGCGUUCUCUGCUGUGUUGUACACUCACGAGCCCACUGCCGUGUUUAACACUGAUCUUCACUGUGCAAGCUCUGCCUUUAAUCAGGAAACCAUAUGCAAAGAUCUUCCUGCUUGUGGACUGCAUACCAAGACUUUGGAUCAACUGAGCCAGUGUCCAACACUGGGAAAAUCUUCCAUCCGAUUUUUAGAAAUGAAGGAUUAUGCUUAUACCUGGAAGUCCUAGGUAUGCUAGUUCCAUUUAAUGGAAAAGAAUGCUCUCUAGUGGGCGGUUGCUGUGUUUCCUUUGGGUCUACACAGGGAGCACCUACGCGGUACUGGGAGGGACAUAAUCUAGUUGCACGUCACAGCCAACAGCUAUUGCACAUCCCCCAUCAUAAAACACUUCAAAGGACUCCUGAAGGAAAUUAAGGAAGAGGCUUUUUUUGUGUUUUAGGAAGCUUUUUUUUAAAAUAAAACUUGAUAAAACAUGAUUAUUUUAUUGGUCUAAAUCACGUCUGUAAGCUCUGUAUUCUUCACGCACGUGCAAAUUCUAUUCUGAAGUACAAAACUUCUGCCACUGCUCUGUGGAUAGGUGGAAUUCUUGGCAAAAUGCCUUCCAAAACUGCAAAGAGCACCUCGCCAGAAGCUUGAUAAAUACAUCUUGGUAUGUUGCACCUCUUGCUUUAGUCAGCUCUAAACUCCACUACAAUAGAUGAAAAGGAGAUGGCCACAAGCACAGAGUUCUGGCUGCAGCCGAAUUGGAUUCAAAGGUUAAGAUUCCUCGGAAUUACUUGGCCUAGCUGUCUAAUAUUCCCAUACCCACUGGCAUUAAAAUGAGCUAGACUUUUUAAAAGGAAUUUGUACAAGCGCUAAUGUGAAUCAGAACAACUUGGAGCAAUAAUUUAGCUGCACCAUGUGCCUGAAGAGAGAGAAAAUGAGAAGCAGCAAGGGGCUGCCAGCCUGACCAUAUGUCCAGAACAAGAGCAGAGUCUGUUAACAGGCUUAAUGCAGUCUGCUUCACCUCAGGUAGUCACAGCUGUCAUGCUGGAGGCGUGUAGUUUGCCUCCUACACAGCUAUUGGGUGAUCAGAUUUCCGCAGCAGAGAAUAGCGAAUCUGAAGAGCAGGACGUAGAACAGUCAUGUUUGUGCACUCCAGCAAGAUUCCUGUUUGACUGUGCACAGAAAAUAAAGCAGUGCUCACGCCACGUGGCCCUCUCCCCUCAUGUCUUUGCAACAGGGCUGCUCUGCUCAUCACCCCAGUCUGUGAUACUGAAACAGUAGUUCAACUGUAGCCAGGUCCUACUUGAGGAAACAACCUGUAAACUUAGUGGGCAUGUAAACAACUUACUGCAGACUGUGGCACAAUAAAAGCUUUCUGUGCCUCCCAGUUCUUUUAUAUCAACAUCACUUGAAGCUUCCCACCCUAAGAACACAGCGUGUACACAAUGACACUGGAACACUUCUGUUUACAGUUGUUACUUUGCAGUGACUACCUCGAUGCUGUCAGCCUGGUGGUACGCUGACCAAGACAACAUCUAGCAAACCUAGAUAAAACCCAUCUCUUCUGAUGGCAGAAGGGACCUUAGAAUAUGAAAUACUUUGAUAAUGUCAAAUACUCUGUUGCUGGUGGAGUUCAGAGCAGUACAAUCUGACUUUAAUUAAUCUUGAAGGUUCUCUCUAACUAAUCCAGAAGCAAGUUGCUGAACUUUUUCCCCUUUGAUUACUAUCAAACACCAGGAGUGAAAAUCCAGUGCUAAUGGCAGCACAGGCAAAUGGCAGAAGACUGGAUUUCUAAAGCAGCUGGUGUGUCAACUACACUUCUAGUCUGUCACUUCUAGUGUGUCACUUCUAGUCACUUUUAAGAGAGAACAGAUAAACCUGCCUUUUGAACCUGCUCCAUCAGUCACAGCUCCUGCUGCUGGGCUUUGCAGUCUGUUGCCAGCUCACCGUCAGCGCAAGACAAGACGACAGGUCAACAACAGCAGUUCUCGCAGCCACCACAUUCUGCUGCACUGACCAGCGUGCGGUUCCCCUGCCAUUACAGGGGUGAGCCCUUCUGAAAGCUGCUCCGGACCUCAGAGCCCACAGCCUCAGCCCUGAAGCAGCACCUUCCGGGCAUGUGCACAGGGAACAGGCCCACUCAGAGCAUGUUAGCACAGGGAAUGAGUUACUGAAAGCAACAGGGAAAAGCAAUUCUUUAGAUGCCUCUAUGGGAAUAUAAUUUCAGUCAAGCCAGUAACUGUGCUGGUAUGUAGGCAGAAGGCUGUCUGCUUCUAGGAAAUACAAUUACUAUUGUCAAUUCCAGUUUAUCCUUUCUCAUCUGGCAUGUUAGAGUUAUGGAUAGACAGUGAUGCCAGUUAAUAGCUGGCAGUUAUAUACAAAAAAUGAAUUGCAAUUACAUUCUUGUAGUCCCGAACUGUGCAAUUUCAAAAAUCUACCACCGAAUUCUUUAUAGAAUCAUAGUCCCUAGGUUGGAAAAGACCUUUGAGAUCAAGUCCAACCGCAUCUAUCACCCUACUAAAACAGAUCCCUGAGCACCCCAUCUCCCCAUCUUCUAAACACCUCCCAGGAUGGUGACUCCACUGCCUCCCUGGGCUCUGCCAGUGCCCAAGAACCUUUUCAGUUAAGUUUUUCCGGAUGUCCAACCCACUUUGCACCAGUCCUCUAGCUGUAUCUCCUUGUACUUCCAGCUGCCUGUUGGUUCCAAGUCAUUGCUUUGCCUGUAAUUCCAGAAGCCCAUGCUGGUUGCUUACGGCUCUGGGAUUCAUUGCUGCUCUGGAAGCAUGUCUGGCUCCACUCGACUAUCCCUACAGAAGUUACAGCAUCACACCACCCCCUCUGCUGCUCUUCUUCCUAAAGGUUCUUUCAGUAACUACUACCAUUGUUCCAGACACUUGAGGAGCGGUAAAGUUCACUUAUUUAACCUGUCCAAACGGGUGAACUUUAAUCACAACUCUGAUUUGUUGGGGAGAGCCGGACAUUGUAGCAGUUGAUUAAGACUUUAUAUAGUUUUCGCACUUCAAGAGGCAAUUUCCAAUUUUCCAAGGCACAGGACCUUGUGGGAGGUGUCCCUGCCCAUGGCAGGGGAGGGUGGGACUGCAUGAUCUUUAUGGUCCCUUCCAACUCAAGCCAUUCUGUGAUUCUAUGAACUUCACCUUCAUGCUCCUCCAGUCCUAACUAUUUAAAAACUACCAAUUAGAAGAUUGCCAAGGAAUCGUUCUGGUGGAAGCUGGCUAUAGGUUCUCGGGCCCCUGUUUCAAAAUGCUCGUUGCCACAGGGAAAUGAGAGCACUUUCAGCGAGGUUCCUUCCAGGAAUAUAAUUCUGCAGCAAAAGGAAACCCAAGAGCCAAAUGGAUCGUGUCUUCUAUCAGCAGGAGUCACAGACUAUUCACCUUUAAGACAGCUAAAAGCGCUGCAUAAAUAACCAGGUUCCAAGAGAGUGUUUCCUAGUUGCUCUUUUUAAUAUAUCACUACUUAUCUAUUCCUGCAUGCAAAGGACACUCAGAUGAAUUCAACUUUACAAAAUUUAACAGAAGCACAUCGCUGCGCUAGCUUUAGAUUCAUGUAUCAUUCUAAACAACAAGGAAUGAAACUGGAACAGAAACCUCAAAAACAAGAACUGUCAUAAUUAGGGCAUUACAGACCUUAAUUGUUUUUUCGCAAAUCCUCCUUAAGAUCAAAGGUUAAAUCCACAUACAGUCUCACCACAUCUUUAAGGUAUGGAAUCCAAAACUUGCCUAAAUACUUCCCAGAGUCUUCAACGGGACUGGAUUCAUCUGCUCCUGCUGCUGCGAGAUAACACAGAUCUUUACAUUACACAUAGGGAAGAGACCAAAAAUGGAAUAAACCAACAAGUACAAGAGAUUGUGUGUUCCUAGAUUUGAUACCAUACAGCUGUGAAACCGGGACACCGCAGACUAAACAGAACCAUCAACAUAGCUGAUGUUUUAGCUUUGCCAAACCAGACGUUUAAACAGAAGUCUGAUUAGGAGCUGCUCCUACUUAAUUACUUUAAGUUGUACAUCAAAAAGCCAGGCGAGGCUAAGACAGACACAAAGCCCACUUCUCCCACAAUACAUCUUUCCAUUGCUGUACCAUCGUAUUUACUUCUGGUUUUAACACACAUCUUCCAACUCCUUCAGCAAACGAGGCAAGGAGAUCUUCAAAUACUUAAUCAAAGACUGAAGGCGAGAAGCCAAAGGGAAAAAAAGUUUAAUUAAAGACAACUACCUCCAUGAAAAUUAAGAUUAACUUAGGCAUUUAUAGAGAGCUUUGACAGAUUAAUAAAGGGCUUUAUUUCUCCAAGUGUGUGGUGGGGAACCAACUACCAUUUCUUUGCCGUACACGUGAGCCAUCGAUCCUUGUCCUUUUAGGGCAGACAGACCCCUUGUUCUGUAGCAGCUAAUGGAAUACACACGAGUCGCUUCACUUUGUGGAAGAAGAGGUACUGUCAAUGCUUCACCUCCAUGCUGUUACUCCCACUGCAGAGGUUACUCACUUUAGGCCCAAGUGCAGCCUUACUGCGUGCAAACUGCACUGGUUCGUGUCCCCAUCAGAGCUCUGAUCGGGUGUGACACAAAGAGACCUCAAAAAGGCUUUUCCAAAAUAAGCCCCUGAACUAUUGGAGGCAUUAAAUCCCGGCAAUCUGCUUGCAGCUCAGACAAUCUGGCAAGAGGUGUACAAUGCCCUUCCUAAUUCAAAGUGUACAUCACUAAAGUACUAAUACUUCUUAAAUUAAAAAGAAAAAAAAAACAGAAAAGGAAAAGCUUUCUAUAUCCUCUCCCUCGUCAAACUGCCGAAACUCUGGCUCAGGCUGUCUCCUUGAGGGCACAGUACCGUUACAGAAAAUUUCAGCCCAAGGAGUUAAUUUGGUAAUAGGCCAAAGGAACAAAAAACCUGAUUCUGCAACCCUGACAGCUGCCAAUAAUCUUCAUAAAGCAUACUUUUAAGUCUGUGCGUUUCUUUGAAAACUCGUUUUGGCAUACAUUUUAAUUACUGCUUACUGACCAGUGAUUAAGAUUAUGAACUUGUGCUGCUUUAUUGACCAAGUUGGGUACACAAUUUAAGCAUCGUUCUAUCCCCUCCCUCCCGCCCGAAUCCAGUUGUAGAUUUGUUAGAGUUUAAAAUUCACAUUAACCACAAAUUCAUACAAUCAACAUCAGGCAGUGUGUUAAAUUUGUUUGGAAUAGACAACUCCAUCGUCUCCCUUCUCAGAACAUGCAGGGAGAGUCACCUUUCCACCACAAGUCUCAUCGGUUCCAUUGCUGGACUUUCUGCCAUCCCUUGGAAAGCAAGCCUUUUGCCUAAUCGUGCAUCCUAGAACAUGGGCUGUACGUGCGUGGCGCGGCGCCCGGUUGAACCCCCAAAGUGAAUUCAGAGAGAAGCUGCAGCGCUAAUAACACUGCUCACCAGGGCUCCCGCCACGCGGCUUCUCCCGGGGACAGCGGUACUGGCCCAGUAUCUGCCCAGCAGUACCCGCCAGCCUCGACUCGCCUAAGGAAAGCUGCACGUCCUUUUACCGGCCGUGGGCAAAAGGGCAGGAGGAGCUUUACCGAGACCAGGGAAAACUGCAGCAUAGUACAAAACAGUAUGAAAGAGUUAACAUUCCAUAUUGAAGAGAAAUUGCAUGACUUUUAAAACAAGGGUUUAGAUUACUGAUGCCUCCAGAGUCUGUCGUCUGAUUUAGUCAUUUAAGAAAUAAUUACAUCACUAAUGUAAACAAUAUAAACAUACCAAAAACUAAGUAUGAUUUAAAUACAUUUUGAUGGUACAAAAGAAAAACCUGAAGGUGUCUGUACAGUUUUUACAAUGUGGGAAUUGCCGAUGUAUUUACAACAUGAAAGGGCAAAUACCAUUUUUGU